AGUUAUUGCCCACUGGAGACUGACUCACUGUUAGGUUGUGUAUAUAUAUGAGAGUGUGUGUUGGGUUCGGCCUGUUGGAGAAAGAGAGCCCGCUGAAAGAAAGAGAAUUUAUUCCAGGCCAUCUUCAGCUACUCAACAAUCAUGUCUCAACCUAAUCAGGAAGAUGAGCAAAUGCAGCGUCCUGAAGUGAGAGAAGAAGACCUGACUGAAGCAAAGAACAAGCUGGGUGCUGCCGGGCCUCCCAAGAGCAAGACAAUGGAAGUAAUGGAGGAGUGCGAGAAAAUGGGUAAAGUUGCGCCCUCUGUGUUCAGCAGAGCGAGGUCAGGAGCAGAGACUGCUUUCAACACUCGCUCAGGCCAGCCAAUCAGGAAAUAGGAGAAAACCUGACCGUGGCUGAAUCACACCUGCUCCAUGUUCAUGUGUUUGGAUCAGCUGUUUUCUUGUCUUACUUCAACCCAAGGAAAAUCUUGUUUAAAGCCCAUUUUUUCUGUAUUUCGUUAUGACAAAAUUUUACACUAGAUUUAUAUUGAUAGUUCCUUGAAUUUUAAGAAAGGUGCCUAACUGAUGAACUCAGUUUCAGUGUUUAAAACAUAUUUGUUGAUCUGUCUGAUACGACUUUUUGUUACACCAGAAGUUUCAGAGUGGGAGUAUAAAGUAGUGUAUGCAGUACACUUCAGAAAAACCUUAAUGAUAAUAAUGAUAAUAAUGAACAGAAAGACAGAUUUAUUCAGCAACGAUUACGAAAUUACUUUGCAAUAAAAUCUCUUGAAAUGAU
Maylandia zebra (zebra mbuna) is the source of this 775-nucleotide messenger RNA. RefSeq names its product musculoskeletal, embryonic nuclear protein 1a (gene mustn1a). NCBI's taxonomy places the organism in Eukaryota, Metazoa, Chordata, Actinopteri, Cichliformes, Cichlidae. Gene Ontology annotation, biological process: tissue regeneration; chondrocyte proliferation; chondrocyte differentiation. Gene Ontology annotation, cellular component: nucleus. The record is from RefSeq and is a predicted model, not a curated record.